Molecule: messenger RNA, 2343 nt
Organism: Gigantopelta aegis
Lineage: Eukaryota; Metazoa; Mollusca; Gastropoda; Neomphalida; Peltospiridae
Exons: 2
Coding region: 111-1628 (505 amino acids)
Source: RefSeq, a predicted model, not a curated record
CUGGCAAUAAGAAUGCAUUAAGAAGUAAAAGAAAAAUCCAGAUUGGAUUAAAAAUAUGUGGAAAGCACAUUAGGAAAGAGGCUACAGGCGGUGGCAAGAGACAGGCAGAUAUGAUGAAAUCUCUCGGCAAAGUUGCCAUCAUCGAAAAGGGCAAAGAAUUUUUCUUUCCAGAGGGCAACAGAUUCGGUCCAGUUGAUAAUUUUAUUUUUGAACUGGAGAAUUUCAAACAAAGAAAGAUCGAUAGCCGAUAUUCAGUAGGUGACAUGUAUGAGUCAACAAAAUUGCCUCUGCUGAGGUUCUAUCUCUGUGCGGUGCCAAAACCAGAUUAUGCCAGAGCAACCAACGAUGAAGAGCUAAAUGCAAUUAGUUCAGCACCCGAUGCUUUUAAGUCAAUGGCUGGUUCCUCGAGUAUGACUAGAACCGUAACUACAGCAGAUAUGUCCCCAAAUGGGUUAGAAGGCUCCACAUGCAUGUCCCAUAGAGGCUCCACCGAAAAUGUGUCUACGGAAGUGGCUAGUCAUUCCCCAGUUAGUCCUGCUGCUGAUUGUUCCAAGACGGUGUUCAAACUCCCACCCUGCACCAGCGUACAGGACGUUCUAGAUGAACCACAAUCCUUUCAGUUUAUAAUUGAGAAAUCUGAUGAAACUCUAAACCCAGAGAGCUUGUUUGGAAAUCCUAAAACCCCUGUAACGAGCUCACCCACUGUUGUUAAUCUCGGCACCCCAACAGUGCAAUCACGAGCAGAUCUAUUGAGUGCAGGUAACGUUUUGGAUGAAACAAUGUCACCAGUGAGAUCUCUCCCCAUUCCUAACGACCUUAUGAACGAUGUUGAUGACCAGGUUCACCCUGUCGCCGUGGUUGCUAAUGUGGCAGAAGAUGAACCAAGCAACGAUACCAAUACUCCAGUUCAGAAACUUAAACUUCAUAAGGGACAUGUGUUAAAAGAACUCAUCGAGUUCUAUAACAAGACUGUUGAUGAUAUUAAAACCCUUGAAGUCCAGAUGAUCAUACCGAAUGGGACGAUAGAAGCAGCAGAGGACUGUGGAGGUGUGCUCAGGGAUACUUUGUCAGAAUUCUGGGAGGACUUUUAUUCAUUGAAUACAACAGAUGAGAACGUGAAGGUACCGUGUAUACGGGACAACAUGAAAAAACAGGAUUGGCAAGCCUGUGCCAAGGUGUUGGUACUCGGCUACAAGAAGGAGGGAUACUUUCCAUACAAGCUGGCUCUGCCUUUUUUGCAGUUUACUAUGGAUGGAGAUGACACACUCGUCACCAGAGAGCAUGAGUCGCUGCUCCCUGCGUUUCUAGAAUAUGUGUCCGUCUCUGAAAGGGAUCUGUUUGAAGUAGCUCUAAAGAACUUCAGUGAAGUUGACAACGAGGCAUUGCUUGAAGUGUUGGAAACUUACAAAGUCAAGAGAUGCGUCAGGGCUGACAAUGUGGAGGACAUAUUGAAGGAUGCUGCACACAGAACCCUCAUUCAAGCUACCGCUUACAUCUGCAGUUGCUGGCAUCCAUUCUUUGUCAACAAUCUGAGACCCAUCUUGAAGGGCAGCUUGACUGACGUCUGUAAGCAGGCACUUCCAACGACUAAACGAGUAAUUGAUGCCCAACCUAGUCAACGAAGCUGAGACAAAUACCUGCAGGCUUUUGUCAAAAUACAUCCGAAGCCUUUCAGCAGAUAAACGAACGAACUUCAUGAGAUUUGCAACAGGAGCCAACCUCAUGCUGGGACAGAUGGUCACAGUCAGGUUUGUGGAAUAGACAGAGAUUGAAAGACGCCCCGUAGCCGACACAUGCGGAUGCAUCUUGGAAUUGGCCACAAGCUUUCAAGGACCUCAUCGAAUUUCGGUCGGAGUUCAGUGCAGUCUUGGAAACGAAUGUGUGGGUGAUGGAUAUUGUUUAGCUUCAUGACAAAAUCACGUGCAUUUAGAAACCAUAACGUCAUAACUGAAUGUCGAAUAUUUAUUUCCCAUGUGGACUUUUUAAUGUAGUUUUCAUUGAGGUCUAGAAGUUAAAGACCAAAUCUGAACUCAGAAGACCAAUUUUAUUUUCAAACAUUAACAAAGUGAAAACAUGCUUGUCAGCCUUGUGGCUAAUUUAUUUCGCAUCUACUAGUAUAGAUAGUGUCCAUUUAUUUUUAAACUUUUACCAAAAUCUGAUGUGGCAAAAAUACUGACCACAAUUUGUUGUCCAUGUACUAGUAUUUUAAUUUUGCAGACUUUAACGAGUUUGAUAUGGCCAGAAUUUAAGUUAUUUGCGUUCUGUUUUAUAAUUUUGUACUUGUUGAUUUUUAUAUGGUUGAUACCAUAUUUCUACAUUAAGAAAUAAACCAUGUUUGAUCUU